Molecule: messenger RNA, 1734 nt
Organism: Marmota monax (woodchuck)
Lineage: Eukaryota; Metazoa; Chordata; Mammalia; Rodentia; Sciuridae
Gene: Antxrl
Product: ANTXR like
Exons: 17
Cellular component (GO): membrane
Molecular function (GO): signaling receptor activity
Source: RefSeq, a predicted model, not a curated record
AUGGUGAUCCACUGUCCUCAAGUGCCUUGCACUACACUAUUUCUGCUACUGCUGCUACCUCCAACCCUUUUGAGAUCAGGGAGCCUUCAGAACCAUGGCCCUGGCUGGAGAAUAUUCCAUCACCUGGGCAAGGGCUCAAGAAGCUUCUACAACCGCCGAGAUCCAGGUGCAAGGCAACGAUGGUUCCCAAGGCAAGCGGAAAAGGAAAACAGUUGCCAGGGGAUCUUUGACCUCUACUUUAUCUUGGACAAGUCUGCCAGUGUGAACAACAAUUGGAUUUACGUUUAUAACUUGGUGGAGGAUUUGGUGAACAAAUUCAAAAACCCAAAUAUGCGGAUGUCCUUCGUUCUCUACUCAAAGGGUGCAGAAAUUUUCAUGCCGCUCACUGGAGACAGAAAAGUAAUUGAAGAGAAUCUUAAGAGACUUGAGAGAGUGGUGCCUACAGGACAAACAAACAUGCACGAAGGAUUUAAAUUGGUAAAUCAACAGAUGGAAAAAGUCAUCGCUGAAGGCAGUAAAGCUACCCCCAUGAUUAUUGCUAUGACUGAUGGAAGACUGUUACCAAACAUAUUUGAGGAGACCAAGGAACUGGCUAACAAGUCUCGGAGUAUGGGGGCAACCGUUUACACUGUGGGUGUGCUGGAUUACCAGAAAGAUCAGAUGACAGCCAUUGCAGACUCCCCAAAGCACAUGUUUGGGGUGGACACAGGAUUUGCGGAUCUGAAAACCGUUGUUGAACCACUUUCUUCCAAGACCUGCAUUGAAGUCACAUCUGUAGAGGCUUCUGAUCGAUGUGCAGGAGAUAAAAAACCCAAGGAUUCCAAUGACACUUCCAUAACUUGUCCUGGAGCAGAGAUAAAACAACCUGAUGAGGAGGUAUUUGUUGAAGUCAGCUUGAACAAUGGUGAGAGCUUCCUUGGGAACAAACACAGCAUUAACAGCACUAAGUGUGGCGGUGGCGAGGGUCCCCCAGUCAACACUGAAAAUACUGUCACCGUUAUUGAGGAAAAAACCUAUGACCUGCGGUUUCUUGCCUUGCUGCCACUCUUGCUGCUGAUCCCACUGUUGCUGUACUGUUGCUGGAAACUAUGCCUCAAGGAUAUCAUGAAGCCACUACCAGAAAAGAAGCCAAAAGAAAAACCACCCCCUCCACCACCAGCGCCACCACCUACAAAUCCUUGCCCCACAGUGAUCAUCUCCUGUUGUGGGUGUGGAUCCGGCAUAAUGGAGGGCAAUACUGACUUAUGAUGCCAGUAUUUCCACCCAAGCUGCCACCCAAUGCCAUUGACUUGGUGUGGACUGUGGGAGACAGACAAUGCACCAGCCUUACAGAGGAGUUGCGGCAACUUUGCCCUGUUGAGACCUCCAUGUGCACAGAUUCCCUGCAGCCCAAGGAUUGUCCUGCAACCCAGUAGGGAAUGUUUCCACUUCACACAGGCACCCUGUUCCCCAAAUAUCCCUGCCCCACAAGAACUAUGGACCCCAGAGUUCUAUCUUCAACCAGCUCGAGAGUGCUGCUCCAUGCCACAUACACUGUGCACCCCAAGGAUACGCCUGCAACCCAGCAGGGAUUGCUUUUCCCUCAACAGCUACCCUCAGUGCCAGCACCCCCCACCUAGGUACUCCCAGUCUUUCAGAAUACUGCCCCUGCUCCCUCCCUCUGCCCGGAAAUCUAUAGACUCCCUAGGUCACCCCUACCACCCUUGCCCUACUUCUAAAAGACCCAAAACUUAA